CUGCCCCCGCCCCUACUGAGCCCUCCCCUGGGGAGAGAGAGAGGGAGAGGGAGAGGGAGUUCCUGGUGUGGUGAGGGUGUGGUGGUGUGGUGGUUGGCUUGGCUUCUGUCGCUGGCUAGGACCGUGCCAUCUGAGAGCGUGGGCAGCGUAUCUGUGGCAGGGGCCGAGAAGCGUAAUGGCUAUCACAGCCAUGCUGCAGGAGGCACCUUCCUCCGCAACCUGGUCGCCACCCAGUGGGAGAAGACGAGUAGGAGCCAACACGAGAAGCUCCAGGAUAAACUGUCCCAGGAUGACCCCGUAGUCACGUCCCCCAGGGCAGAGGAGGAGACCUCAUCUGCAGACAGCAGCCCCAGUACACCCACUGAAGCCCCGUUCCAGGCCAGCGGUGCAGGAACAGAGCCCCAGCCAGAGCUCCACGCAGGGGGGCAGGUCUCAGGAGAGACUGGCCCCAUCCAGAGAACCCUGGAGCAGCCUGACCCAGCAGACACCCAGGCGACCCAUAAUGAACCAGGUGUCAGUGUCCAGCGGAAAACACUCUCCAAUGAGAGGAAGUUCAUGCUGAACAUGCUCGACGCCAAGAACUCCUCGGCCGGUCCCCUGAAGAGCCCGUCAGGCACCGACCCCGACCUCGACCCCGAGGAGAGCCUCUCCGGAGAGCCAGAGGACUGCAGAGGGCUGGGCAGGGCUGGUAGCAGUGUGAAGGAACGUCUAUCUAGCCUCAAGGCCCAGCAGGCCCAGCCUCUACCCAGCGAGGACAGCAGUUCCAGGAGGGCAGAGCUGCAGGGUCUGGGUGGCAGUGCCCAGGCAGCGCGGGCCAGGCUGGCAGAGGAGCAGCAGCACCGGCAAGUCCGGCCGCAGUACAGCAUCGACGCAGAGACCCACUCCCGAAACCUGGAGAAAACCCAGAUGACCCCACUGGCCAGGGACAGACAGACAGACGCCUGGGACCAGCUCCAACCCAGCUCCAAAGCCCUGAAGAUUAAAGACCUGGACUUCUCUGACCUCAUGGAGGAGGAGGAUAUAGAUGUUCUGGACGUGGACGUCUUCGACGUGGGUGUUGGUCGGCCUGGUGGUGGUGGCGGCGUCCCACCUCCUCCUCCACCUAUGCCUGGACUAGCCUCCGCUCCUCCUCCUCCUCCUCCUCCCCCCGGGGCGCCGUGUAUGAGUCUCCCUCCUCCACCUCCUCCCCCACCGGGUGGAGGUCUCUGCGCCCCUCCUCCUCCACCUCCUCCUGGAGCUCCCCCUCCCCCUUUCUCCUCCUCCUCCUCCUCUUCCUCCCAGGCUCCCGACCCGGCCUUUGCCAAGAAGAGAAAGACGGUCAAGUUGUUCUGGAAGGAACUCAAACAGUCAGACAGUCCCAGGAAGUGUAAAUUCGGACGCGGGACGGUGUGGGCGUCGCUGGAUAAGGUCGCCGUGGAUACGGCCAAGCUGGAACACCUGUUUGAGUCCAAGGCCAAGGAGCUACCCGUGGCUCUGAAGAAAGGAGCAGAAGUGAAGAAGGCAGAGAUACUGGUGUUAGAUUCCAAGAGGAGUAACACCAUCAACAUCGGCAUGACCGUACUACCAGCUGUCCACGUCAUCAAGACCGCCAUCCUCAACUUUGACGAGUUUGCCAUCAACAAGGAGGGCAUCGAGAAAAUCCUGACGAUGACUCCUAGUGAGGAGGAGAAGCAGAAGAUCCAGGAGGCUCAGCUGGCCAACCCUGAUGUCCCUCUGGGCUCAGCGGAACAGUUCCUCCUCACCCUGUCCUCCAUCAGCGGCCUCAGCGCUCGACUGCAGCUCUGGGCCUUCAAACUCAACUAUGAAACCCUGGAGAAGGAGAUUGCUGAGCCUCUUUUCGACCUGAAUGUUGUUCCUCUCCUCCCUCAUAGUCUUUCACCUCUUCUCUUCGUCUCUGUACAGGAGAUAGCUGAGCCUCUUUUCGACCUGAAUGUUGUUCCUCUCCUCCCUCAUAGUCUUUCAUCUCUUCUCUUCGUCUCUGUACAGGAGAUAGCUGAGCCUCUGUUCCUCCUGAAUGUUGUUCCUCUCCUCCCUCAUAGUCUUUCAUCUCUUCUCUUCGUCUCUGUACAGGAGAUAGCUGAGCCUCUGUUCGACCUGAAUGUUGUUCCUCUCCUCCCUCCUAGUCUUUCAUCUCUUCUCUUCGUCUCUGUACAGGAGAUAGCUGAGCCUCUGUUCCCCCUGAAUGUUGUUCCUCUCCUCCCUCAUAGUCUUUCAUCUCUUCUCUUCGUCUCUGUACAGGAGAUAGCUGAGCCUCUUUUCGACCUGAAUGUUGUUCCUCUCCUCCCUCAUAGUCUUUCAUCUCUUCUCUUCGUCUCUGUACAGGAGAUAGCUGAGCCUCUGUUCCCCCUGAAUGUUGUUCCUCUCCUCCCUCAUAGUCUUUCACCUCUUCUCUUCGUCUCUGUACAGGAGAUUGCUGAGCCUCUUUUCGACCUGAAACUAGGCAUGGAGCAGCUCGCCAAAAACAAAACCUUUAAGCGCAUCCUGGCAACGCUUUUGGCCAUUGGAAACUUCCUCAACAGUACCAGU
Messenger RNA from Salvelinus namaycush (lake trout), 2526 nucleotides. Its product is annotated as FH1/FH2 domain-containing protein 3-like. The record is from RefSeq and is a predicted model, not a curated record. Gene Ontology annotation, biological process: cortical actin cytoskeleton organization; actin filament network formation. The transcript has 8 exons. The annotation marks the transcript as partial. Gene Ontology annotation, cellular component: cytoplasm; cytoskeleton. Lineage: Eukaryota; Metazoa; Chordata; Actinopteri; Salmoniformes; Salmonidae. Gene Ontology annotation, molecular function: actin filament binding.